AUUUGUUGAUUUCAGACCUUAUUAUUUUUUCCUGUGAUCCACAGAGAAUAUGGCAGCUAUGGUUGAUCAUCUGACUAUGCAGGAUGACACAGGACUCCGGGAGGCGUGUGGAGUAUUUGGUUGUGUGGCCCAGGGGGACUGGCCUACCCAGCUAGACAUAGCACACACCAUAUACUUAGGCCUGGUGGGACUACAGCACAGGGGUCAGGAGAGUGCAGGCAUUGUGACCAGUGCAGGUACUAAUGACUGUAGAUACAGUAUAAAGAAAGGCAUGGGGCUAGUCAGCAAUGUCUUCUCAGAGGAAGACCUCCAUAAACUCAAAGGAAACAUCGGAAUUGGUCACACCCGAUAUUCUACUCAAGGCGAAUCGGACACCAUUAAUGUUCAGCCAUUUGUCGUGGAAACCAUACAUGGACUGAUUGCUGUGGCUCAUAAUGGAGAACUGGUUAAUGCCAAGAAACUUAAACAAAAGCUACUGAAGCAUGGAGUGGGGCUCUCCACAGGAACAGACAGUGAGUUGAUAACACAACUUCUGACACAUACCCCAGAAUGUGGGGAACCAAAUGGAGCCAACUGGAUUGGAAGAAUCAAGAAAAUAAUGGAGGAGACCGUAAUUUCUUAUUCACUUGUAAUCAUGCAUGAUGAUAAGAUAUAUGCUGUCAGAGAUCCGUUUGGGAACCGCCCCCUCUGUCUGGGAAAGUUACUCUCAGUGGGGUCCAUUAAAGAAAAUUCAAAGAAAGAUGAGACGAUAGAUGGUUGGAUAGUGUCCUCUGAGUCUUGUUCUUUUAACAGCAUAGGAGCCAAAUACUUUAGAGAAGUUCUGCCAGGAGAGGUGGUAGAGCUAAGUAGGAGAGGAAUAAAAUCAGUUUACAUGGCACCCAGACCAAACAAUAAACCACCCGCCACCUGUAUUUUUGAAUAUGUCUAUUUUGCCAGACCAGAUAGUGUUAUGGAAGGACAAAUGGUGUACAGCGUUCGUCAGCGCUGUGGUCGACAGCUGGCUAAGGAGGCUCCAGUGGAGGUAGAUUUGGUCAGCACUGUCCCUGACUCUGCUACCCCUGCAGCUCUGGCAUAUGCUGCUCAGCUUGGAAUUCCUUAUGGAGAGGUAUUUUGCAAGAAUCGCUAUGUCGGAAGAACAUUCAUCCAACCCAAUAUGAGGCUGAGGAAGAUGGGGGUCACUAAAAAGUUUGGUCCGCUGAGUGAGAAUAUAAGGGGGAGGAGGAUUGUCCUGGUGGAUGACUCAAUAGUGCGGGGUGUAACAAUGAUCCCCAUCGUCAACCUUCUGAGGGCGGAGGGAGCUAAAGAGGUACACAUCAGAAUUGCCUCACCUCCUAUUAAGUACCCGUGCUAUAUGGGGAUUAACAUCCCAACCAAACAGGAACUGAUUGCCAACAAAAUCCAAAAGGACAAAUUUGCGGAGUAUUUUGGUGCGGACAGUUUACAAUAUCUGACUGUGGAGGGACUUCAGCAGGCAGUGGUGGAGGGGAUCAAAGGGGACGGGCUAGAAAACACUGGACACUGUGUGGCCUGCCUCACUGGUAAUUACCCUACUGAUCUAGAGUGGUGAGGUGAGGAUCCAAGCUUUUGUGGGAAACAAUUGAAGAAUUGACUUAAAAUAAUUUGACUGUGAUUUUGAUGUUUUUAUUAUUGAUCUCACUGACUAAAGGAAACAUAUCUUAAUUGUGUGCUGCUCAAAAUUUAUAUAAUUAUACUCAUAAAUAUUAGUGCCAACUAAAUAUUGUACAUAAAUGACUAUUGAUAAAAAUACAGGAUUUUCAAUGUGUUCAUGGCACGUAUUGGUGCUAAUAGAAUAUAAUAUUAAAACAAAAGAAUAAUUUUAUCAAUAUGGCUGUGUAUAUUGAUAUUUAAAAUGUGCCAUAAAUAGAUGAUAAUUACA
Molecule: messenger RNA, 1897 nt
Organism: Saccostrea echinata
Lineage: Eukaryota; Metazoa; Mollusca; Bivalvia; Ostreida; Ostreidae
Product: amidophosphoribosyltransferase-like
Exons: 12
Coding region: 50-1567 (505 amino acids)
Biological process (GO): purine nucleotide biosynthetic process; purine nucleobase biosynthetic process
Molecular function (GO): amidophosphoribosyltransferase activity
Source: RefSeq, a predicted model, not a curated record